Trifolium pratense (red clover) is the source of this 1409-nucleotide messenger RNA. RefSeq lists its product as uncharacterized. Lineage: Eukaryota; Viridiplantae; Streptophyta; Magnoliopsida; Fabales; Fabaceae. Gene Ontology annotation, molecular function: nucleic acid binding; zinc ion binding. The record is from RefSeq and is a predicted model, not a curated record. The transcript has a single exon. Bases 222 to 1409 code for a protein of 395 amino acids.
GGCUCUGCUAGGGUUUUGCUUGGAACAAGUGUAGAGGAUUCAUCCGCGUUGUUGUUCUACUAGAUUCAUGCUAGUUUGAACUUCACAAAGGUUGAUAGAACCCCUCUGUACAAUUCGAGUAAAACGUUUUCUUAAUCUCCGACUGUGAGCUUUUUCUCUCCUCUUGAGAGUUUCUUCAACAAUCUUAAACUCUCACCUUUGAUCCAAUUAUUCAACCUGAUAUGGAGGAAUCAACUCGGAACAGAAACACCAUUCACGAUACCACUCUUACCGUGGAAAAUCUCACACUCAAUGAUGAUGAAGACGAACUAGAGAUAACACUAGAUGAAGAAUCACAUGUCAACAAACAAUCAUUCAAUUUGGUGGGCAGGUUCUUGACAAACAGACCCAUCAGAGUGAAUAUGAUGAUGGGGAAGAUGGGAGAUAUUUGGCAACCUGGAAGGGGAAUGGAUGUUGAGGAAGCAUACCCAGGUUUGUUUGUGUUCAGAUUCUUCCAUCAAUUAGAUGUGCAACACAUAUUGAAACAAGGCCCAUGGUCUUUUGAUAAUCACACUCUUGUCCUAAAUAUACUUUCUGAUGAUGUUGACCCACGGGAUGUUCCACUGUUUAAUGUUCCAUUCUGGAUUCAAAUUCACAAUUUACCAUCAGGAUUUAUGUCACAAAAGGUAGGAAAGAAUGUGGGUGAUUAUAUUGGAGAAUUUUUGGAAUAUGAUGAGAAGAAUGAUAGUCUUUCAUGGAGGAAGUAUAUGAGAAUUCGUGUCCUAAUAGAUGUUCGAUUACCAUUGAAGAAGUCCAAGAAGAUUAAAAAGCCUGGAGAGGAAAGUAAAUUGAUUCAAUUCAAGUAUGAGAGACUUGGAACAUUCUGCUAUGUAUGUGGGCUGCUAGGACAUGCUGAAAACAAAUGUCCUAAAUUAUUUGACAUGGAAACAACCAAGGUUGUGCGAGGAUGGGGACCAGAAUUAAGAGCAGAGAUGGGAAAGAGACAAGGCAGUGACUCAAAAUGGCUCCGCCAAGGAGGAAAUUCGAACUGGAUUGCACCGGAUCCUACUUUGAUGAGAAGUCAAGGUGGAAGUAAUAGCACAAGUAUUGAAGAGAAAACCAAAGCUAAUAAUGCAGAGAGAGUGCAAAAAUCCCAGCUAGCUGCUAUAUUUAGCAAACCAGAAGCUUUAUUCCCUAAACCAAUAGAAAAUAAAAAUGUCAAAACUCAUAGAGAGACAAUGGAUGAAGAUGAGGUGGAAGUGUUAAUUGUAGAAGGGGAUAGGAAACGAUCUAGAAGUGGUGAACCCAAUCAUGUGCCAAAAAAUAUACAAGUGCAGGAAGUGCCAAAUAGCAGUCCUAGUACAUCAGAUAUUAGCAACAAUGAGAAGAAUUUUUUAACGGCCGGCCCUGGCGGGGCCCGCCGGGGAUAA